Messenger RNA from Gekko japonicus, 2046 nucleotides. RefSeq names its product interferon-inducible GTPase 5-like. Lineage: Eukaryota; Metazoa; Chordata; Lepidosauria; Squamata; Gekkonidae. Gene Ontology annotation, cellular component: membrane. Gene Ontology annotation, molecular function: GTPase activity; GTP binding. The transcript is spliced from 2 exons. The coding region runs from base 1 to 1902 and encodes 633 amino acids. The record is from RefSeq and is a predicted model, not a curated record.
AUGGGUGGGAGAAGUUCGACACCAGCAGUAAGCAGUGAAGCUGAAGAGAAGUCUGCCAAGGAAGAAGGAAACCUCUCAAAUCUAACUGUGUCAGGAAAAACCACACUUGACAUUGCCAUCACAGGGAUAUCAGGUGCUGGCAAAUCGUCCCUUGUCAAAACCUUGCGGGGUCUAUCAGAUUUUGGUGAUGAGGCAGCCAGUACUGAUGUGAUAGAAGGAACAACAGAGCCAAUGGGUUACCCGCACCCCACCUUUCCAGAUGUCACAAUAUGGGACCUACCAGGAAUUGGGACACCUAAUUUUAAAGCCCAGGAAUACCUAGAAAGGGUAAAUUACAGCCAAUAUGAUUUCUUCAUAAUUGUUGCUUCAAAUCGCUUCACUGUCGAUGACAUCCAGCUGUCCCAUGCAAUUCAGAAAAUGAAGAAGCGGUUCUACUAUGUGAGGUCCAAAAUUGACAUCAGCAUUAGGAAUGAAAAACUGCGUCCAGACUUCACUGAGGAAGCAACCCUUCAAAAAGUCAGGAAGCAUUGCCUGGAUAAUUUGGUGAAGGCUGGUAUUUCUUCUCCGGAGAUUUUCCUCGUCUCCAGUUGGUAUCGGGAAAAGCACGACUUCCCCCUCCUGCAAAGUUCCUUAGAGAAGGAAAUCAAGGCUCUGAGGAGACCUACCUUGAGACCAGCUGACAAAUCGACCAAGCCAUCCAAAGGAAGUGGAAUUCAUUUCAGACUCCUCCAAAAAGUCUUAAAUAUUGACCUGGCAAAGCUGAGAGAUGAUCUGAUGCACGGAAAUCUUGAAGAGGUGACUAAGGAAAUUAAUCAAGAAUUGGAUGAAUUACAAAAUGCCAAGCUUGACAUUGCCAUCACAGGAGUCUCGGGUGCUGGCAAAUCAUCCCUUGUCAAUGUCCUAAUGGGCAUGACUGAUUUUGAAGAAGGUGCAGCUGAGGUUGGAAUAAUGCAAACAACUAUGGAGUGUCAAGCCUAUCCACAUCCCUUAUUUCCGAAUGUAACCAUAUGGGAUCUACCAGGAAUAGGAACACCUGAUUUUAGACCAAAGGAUUACCUAGAGCAGGUCAAUUUUAACCACUAUGAUUUCUUCAUAAUUGUCACCUCAGAACGGUUCACUGAGAAUGACGUCCUCCUGGCCCGGGAAAUUACAAAAAUGAAGAAGAAAUUUUACUUUGUGCGCUCCAAAAUGGAUGACAGUAUAGCUGCUGAAAGUAGGGAUCCAAAUUUCAAUAUGGACAAAUCCCUUCAGAAGAUACAAAAAUAUUGCUGUGAUAACCUGACUAAGGUAGGAGAAUCUAAUCCAAGGGUUUUCCUCAUCUCCAGGAGAGAUCUGAAUAUGUAUGAUUUCCCAGAUCUGCAAAAAACCAUGGAAAAUGACCUGGAUGAUCUCAAGAGACAUGCUUUAAUUCUGGCUUUGCCAGUUUUUUCAAGAGGAAUCCUGGAGAAAAAAAAGGCUGCUAUGGAGAGCCUUAUAUGGAAAUUUGCUAUUGUAUCCUGUGUUAUCGGGGUGAUUCCUGUCCCAGGACUUUCUUUGGCUUGUGAUCUUGGCAUCUUGGUGGGUGUGCUGCUCCAUUUCUACAAAGUCUUUGGCUUGGAUGAAAAGUCCCUCCGCAGAGUUGCACAAUUGGUUGGCAAAGAUUACCUAGUGCUGAAAUCUGCUAUCAAAAAGUCUCCAAUGUCCAGAGAGAUUACACUUGAAUUUGUAACUGGCCUCUUGAGCCGGUCAUCACUUUGUUUUAGUCUGACAGUAACAGAACUGGUCCUAGAUUUCAUACCAGUGUUGGGCUCUCUGUUUGGAGGAGUUAGUUCCUUCGUCACCACAUUCUUCAUGCUGAGGAGCUUCCUGAAGGAUAUUGUGGAAGAUGCGGAGAAUGUUCGGGCAAAAGCUACUGAGCCUUGACCAUCACAAAGACCCAAGACACCAAUUGGGAGAGUCCCAGGUGCAAAAUGUGUGGAAUCCUGUGCAGGACUAGAACUCAAGCAUGAAUGAAAAAGGAAAUUGGAUUCGAAUUUCAGAUCAGAAGCUUAUUUUUCUGUUAACUGA